AUGCGUGGUCCGUGGCUCACUGCCUCCAUGUGGAUGGACGGAGACCGGUAUGAAGCAACGAAAGGCACCAAUGGACAUGGAGCCCCUCACCAGCUGGAGUGCCCCAUGAGCGUCUGCAGAGACAGCGGUUCUGAACCCUCUUCAGGGACGAGCAGCGUGAUUGCUGGGCUUGCACCAGCGCUGGUGGAGGCCCCUCGCCAGGCGGCUGCUUGGAGCAACGACACCCACAGUCUGCGAGCUGGUGCCGCACCCCGGGAGCGCGCUUCGCACGACGGCAGCUCGAUCACAGCUCCCACGCGCAGCCCUGGCUCCAGCUAA
Molecule: messenger RNA, 318 nt
Organism: Rangifer tarandus platyrhynchus (Svalbard reindeer)
Lineage: Eukaryota; Metazoa; Chordata; Mammalia; Artiodactyla; Cervidae
Source: the annotation of a GenBank genome assembly